Alosa sapidissima (American shad) is the source of this 4640-nucleotide messenger RNA. RefSeq names its product 5-hydroxytryptamine receptor 1F. The record is from RefSeq and is a predicted model, not a curated record. The coding region runs from base 1932 to 3734 and encodes 600 amino acids. Gene Ontology annotation, cellular component: membrane. The transcript has 7 exons. NCBI's taxonomy places the organism in Eukaryota, Metazoa, Chordata, Actinopteri, Clupeiformes, Clupeidae. Gene Ontology annotation, biological process: G protein-coupled receptor signaling pathway. Gene Ontology annotation, molecular function: G protein-coupled receptor activity.
UUGUUGUGGGGACGUUACUGGGCUACGCUUUUGAGGCCGGCUUCAGCAGUAACUAGGCCUCAGUGAAGUACCUGAUCGAGUGGGCCAUGCUGCUCAUGCUCUACCACAACCCUUCACACAUGGACCAGUUCUGGGCCUGCUUUAGUGGUGUCCCUGGAGGUGAUCCUGCAGUGGUGUUUCAGCCAUAACUUCACUGUGCGCCUGUAUGCAUUUCUGGCCUUGUAGAAGAACCGUGGCUGGUGGCCAAGGAUCGAGGAAUAUUUCUUCUUCAGAAUAUUCCCACCCACAUAGAAAUUAUAGUGUGGAGGUCUUUUGUUGUUUCAAAGGUGUCUUCCCUCUGAGGACACGUCAUACUACUGUGACAUACCAAUGACAGGUGAAGAAAUGUCAGAAUGAUGUUAGGCAACCAGAAUUGAUUGGUAAAUCCUAACUAAUCCCAUAAUGUCAGCAUGUUGUUUCAGUGAAGCCCUUGGUAUUAAUGUAGCACUUGGUAUUAACCAAAACAAACAUUCCAGGUCAGUGAAUACCUUAUGUGUUGUAUGUGCACUGUGUUUAUGUUGGUGUUGCACUAGAAAAAAUGAUACUCCCAAGUGGAACACCAGAGAGUUUACACUAUUGUGCAUUAUGCUACUGUCACAUUAUGCUACCGGCAUUGUGUCCCGGAACAAGACUUUUAAGCCCGAGUUUACUUCAAGUCAUUCUGGAUAAACUAGAUGACAAAUAGAGUAAACAAUGUGACAAUUAACAUUGUGGCCGUCUGCCUGGGUGAGCUGGAGUAGGAGGAGCGCUGGGCAGAGGUGCAGAAGAAGAUCACCGCCUGGAGGCUGAGCUUCCAGGACCAGGAGCCACAGCUGGCAGCCCAGCAGAGGGCGCUGCGCCUGGGCAAACUCACCAGCGCCCUCCUGGUGGUCGCCUCGCUCAUCGACAAGCCCACCAACCUUGGAGGGAGGGCCCAUUAUAAAAGCCAAUAUUGACUCCUGACAAUGGCCUCCCCAAAAGUGAAUGGAUGAAAAUGAGUAAUUCUCCGAGUCGCAAAUGCACAAGAGGACCGCGUGCGCAGUGUAUUAUCACGACUCUCAGAGUGGUGCUUGUGUGUGGUGCUGCGUCAUUGUCACUGAUAAUGAUUGGCCGGGCUGUGUCGCACCUGCGAGAUCUUCGAGACCAAUGCUCUGGUGCUGAGCAGCCUCCUCCAUGUCAGCGACGAGCAGUUCCAGGCACUGAGCGUCUCCUCAGAGCUGUGGCUCCUGCUGAUGGAAUUAAGACACAGACAGAUACACAGACAGACAGACAGACAGGCAGACACAGAUACACACACAGACACUGACACACACAGACAGACACUGACACAGACAUUGACACACAGACAGACAGGCAGAGAGACCAGAACAAAGAGACCCUUUUUAGAGCUAUAUCAGACUCCCAUAGAUACAGAGACAGAUAGACACAGACACACAGACAGAAAGGCCAGUAGAUAGACAGAGGCACUUUUUGCAGUAAUUUCUGGAUGGUAAGAACUGUAGUUAUAUAGUUUUGCCUUAUUUAUUGUCUGGAUUGUACAUCCACAAACAGACACAGACACUGCACUCCCACCCCAAGUUUCUACUUGGAUUCAGAUACUGACCCUCGUUUGAACCCUCUGGUUACAACAUUUUUAUUUCCUUCUUUAUAGCUUGGUUGUGCAAUAUAAUCAGUCUCAUAGCCCCACUCUAUAAUUUAUCCAUAAUAAUAUUUCUAUAUAAUAUAUUCACAUAAUACAGUUAGAUAGACAGGCCUCUCACAUUUCCCCACUGACUGAAACUAGUUUUAUUGCUCUCUUUAUAGUCUGCAUUGUAGAGUGUAGCACAAAAGGCUACACACAUUUACCCACGUUAGGGUUAUACUUCAUGCACUCAGUCUCUGCAGUACAUCUUUUUCAAUGGUAAAAGGUUGCCAUGCACCAUGUGAAUGCCAUAUGUAUUGACAAACUGCUGAAUGGCUGGUCAGUGGCGGAUGUGUUUGCAUUCAAGGCUUCCCUGACACCCCCAGCAUGCAAUGCAACCCUCACUCCGCUCUUCAGAUGCUCUUCAGCCGGCCAACUUAUCGGUCUUCUCGUAGGGGAAGAAGGCGGAGGGCAUUGUUGCAGUGGACCAGACGGCCAACAGCCAGAGCCUGCAGGACUACAGGUUCCCCCGAGAAGAGUCAGUCAGUCACGUCAUGUCAUGAGACACUCGGGAUGGCAGCAGUGGCAGCCCCAGAUUAUCCCAGGUAACAUACUUGUGAUAUUGAUAGUUGCUGCCACGAAGACGUUCCACUCUGUGACAUCAAUUCUCAUAAUUAAUUUGGCCAUCAGUGACUUCCUGGUGGGCAUCGGUGUGAUGCCUUUUGUUGCUGUCUCCAUCAUGAACAAUGGCUGGGUGGAUUGCAAUGACCUGUGUCUGUAUGUGGGCUACACCUCAUCUGUGUACUGCACGGCCUCUGUUCUGACCCUGGCUGCCAUCGCUCUGGACCGUUACUACUCCAUAGUGGACUGCCUGCGCUACAGCUCACGCUGCACAGUCUGGAGGACCGGGGCAGCAGUCCUCUGGAUCUGGGUCCAGGCAGCCAUCACCAGCUGUCCCCCUCUGCUGGGGUGGGGCAUGGUGGACUAUGUGGCCCCCAUGUUCAGCUGUGCGGUGAAGUGGUCUAGCAGCACCACCUACACCGUCUUCAUGGCCACCGCCUCGUUCCUGCUGCCCGCCACCGUCAUCCUCUUCUGCUACGUGAAGAUUGUGCGCGUGGCCCGCAAUCACGCCCGGAGGAUCCAUAGCCUGGAGGACCAGCUCAACCGCAACAGGAGGUGCCCUGUUGCGCCCCCGCCCAGCACCAGUGCCACCGAGGGCCAGGACUCCCACGCUCCCACCAGCCUGGUGUACUACCUAAGUGGGGGGUUCUUGACCGAGAGCUCAAUGGAUGGAGGUGGGUCUGUGUCUUCUCUCCCUGAUUCCCAAGCCACGCACUCCUGCAGUGAGUCCCGCACCCAGCCCUCAAGCGCCAGCAACAGCACCAGCUCUGGCUCCAGACGACUACACACCUUCAUCGCCCAGCUCCAAAGCAGCGGCACUCAGCCCCACAACCCCACCCACCCUUCCCAGAGCCAAUCGCACGGCGUCGUGCGCCUCUUCAUGGUCAUAGCCGCCUUCUUUCUGUGCUGGACGCCUUACAUGGGCGUGGCCAUGGUGCAGGCCACCGAGAAGGUCCUAUCGCGGCCCUCCAGCCUGGUCCCGCAGUCCGCCAUCACCUUCUCCUAUUGGCUGGUGCUGCUCAACUCCGACAUCAACCCGUUGCUCUACGCCCUGCUCAGCAAGCGCUUCCAGGGGGCGCUAAAGAGCCUGCAGCAGAAGAUCCAGGCCAGGCUGGGGGGGCUGGUGGGGAGAGAUCAGGAGAGAGCAGAGGGGGAAGCCAGAAGGGACGGCAGUCCCUGUUUCGAGGCUGCACCCAGCCACCAUCUGCCACAAGGGGGCGACUGUGCCACCCCGGAGGGGACCACCACGUACACUUCUGUCUUCACCCUCAGCUCUUCUCAAGACAGUUGCAGGGAGUGCGCCAGUGAUGCACCAGUCUGUGAGGAUGAAGGCCCCAGGAGGUUGAGCUGUUUGCGGGUCCCCUCCCAGCAACAUGUGGGCGACAGACUCCCCUGUUCAGCUGCCACUCAGGAGAGACAGGCCACCUUCUUCUAUGGCCAGAUCACAGUAAGGGUGGAGCACGACAUUUGCUGACAACAAACACAUCUCUUUUUUCCACAUACAUCUGUCCUUGAUUCCUCUAUCCACACAGCAUUCCUUCCUCGUGUCCUUCACAUUUUAAUUAGAGGACAUCAGCUUGGAGUUAGGACAUCCGAAAGGAAGGAAGGGAGGGAGACAAUGUGAUCAGGGAAAACCCCAUCACAUGGUGAAAUUUCACCAACGUAUGAUUCUGAUACCAUCCUAGCAACAUCCAGGAUUUUGCAAGGAUGGUUUCCAGGAUGUUGCUAAGAUGGAAUCAGAAUCUUGAGUUGGUGAAAUUUCACCAGAGGGUUGAAACAGAGCAGAAAUUUCCCAGAACCCUUUACAAUUAAGAGAAUUGAGAAGAACUCAAUCAGAUAGUCCAUGUUACAAGUUCAGUAUGUGGAGUCAUGCACUCCCAAGCUAAUAAGUAUUCAAAGGUCAGGUUUUUGCAGAGAACUUAUUUUCUGUCACAAUGAGCUUAAUCACAAUGCAAGUAAGCGGAUUACAAUUUCACUUCCUCCUAAUUUCAUUUGUACUAUCCAAGCGUACCGCACAGAAUGUUGAAGUGGGGUUGCCAAGGGUUCACACCCUCACAAGCAGGCAAUUUCAGACUUGCAGUGUCACGCUGCUUUCCUUUCCAGCCAUGCAAAGAUAUCUCAAGCUUAACUAAAGAUCUCAAUAUUUCAGCCACUCAGUCAGCGGCAUAAAUAAAAAUGAUACAUUAAGUAAAUAACCCCCCCCCCCCCCCCCCCACACACACACACACACACACCACCUUUAAUGUAAUAUAAUUUCAAUGAUAUGUAUAGCGAUCUAGGAUUUAGAAAAAAGGCUGUAUAGGUUUAGCCUGGGUUUUCCCAUGCUGCCUUGCGCACAAUUUUAUUCACGCUGCUAGGCAGCCUGGAUUCCAUGGACUUA